CGGCGCAGCGCGGCCAUGGCGGCGGCGGCUCGGGGCGCGGUGUCGGGGAUCCUGCGGCGCUGGGCGCCCCGGGCGCUCCCGCUCUCCGCCCUCCCCGCCAGGUGUGUCGGGCACGGACCGGCCCCGGCCCCGCUCCGGGCCCCGCUCUGGGCACCGCGGCCGCUCGGAGGGAACCGGCCCCAGACAGCGGCACCCUCGGUGCUCAGCAGUGUCACACCUCUACUUCCAAGUAUACUCCAGCAGCCAGCGAGGACUCUCACCUACUACGGCCUACGGAAGGGGAAGAGGAAAAGCGUGAAAGCCGUUGUCAAAAGGUUCCUCCGGCUGCACAAUGGCCUCUGGGUUAGGAGAAAGGCUGGUUACAAGAAGAAACUGUGGAAGAAGUCGGCUUCCCAGAAGAAGCGUCUGAGGGAGUUCGUGCUGUGCAACAGAACACAGUGUAAACUCCUGGAUAAAAUGACCACUUCCUUCUGGAAAAGGAGGAACUGGUACGUUGACGAUCCCUACCAGAAAUAUCAGGAUCGCACGAAUCUUCAGGUGUAGAAACCUCAGGUUGGUUUUUGCCCCUCUCUAGGAAGGAGGGAGUGGUUGUGUGCCAUGGUCUGAAUGUUGGAACAUAAAUGUCCAAUGCCUGUAACUUUUCUAAAUAAACAUGUGCAUAUCAUGUGAGUGGAAUUAUGGGAAUCAAUGCCCAAAAUAAAGGAAUAUCCAAUAUUCUCUUCA
Messenger RNA from Pipra filicauda (Wire-tailed manakin), 723 nucleotides. It is a transcript of the gene MRPL35, whose product is annotated as mitochondrial ribosomal protein L35. Gene Ontology annotation, cellular component: mitochondrion; ribosome. Gene Ontology annotation, molecular function: structural constituent of ribosome. NCBI's taxonomy places the organism in Eukaryota, Metazoa, Chordata, Aves, Passeriformes, Pipridae. The coding region runs from base 16 to 543 and encodes 175 amino acids. Gene Ontology annotation, biological process: translation. The record is from RefSeq and is a predicted model, not a curated record. The transcript is spliced from 4 exons.